AUGCGCUAUGGACUUGGCGAGUCGCUCUGUGAUGCUGCCAUGGUGCUCGGCAACAACAAGACCGAACUGUCCGCAUUCCUGUCUGGUUGGCGUGACAGGCUGCGGUCCAUCCUUAGCACUGAUCCCGACAAUCACCUUGGCCACCAUCACAUCGCACUGUCAAACUCAGUCCCUGACUUGUUCCCUGAUGUCGCUGUGCUCCGAGCAUACCUCAGCCCCUCAACAUCAGCAAAUAUCCCGCACCUCCCAGCUCAUCCCCUGCCUGUUGACCUGGCAAAGCUCAGCACCUUCUGCGAGCUGCACUUUGGCUGGAGAACAAAGUCGGGGAUCAUCAAGCAUGUCCGCGAGUGGCUGUGGCCUGGUAUGGCCCUCAAACUCCUUGUCGCUGAAGCAGUCGCCUAUGACCGGCGACACCAGAAACAGGGUGCACACUCCACUCUCGCAGCACCACCGUUGGAGGUCUGGCUGCAACCUGAUCACUCCACGGACCAGGAUAAUGUCCGUGUGAUAGCAAUCGACUGCAGUUCUGCUGACAUUGCCAUCUCCAACCUCUUUGGUGUACGACUGUCUCCUCACCCGUCGGGCACGCAACAACUGAACUACAGUGCGAGGCCUCUGAAGCUCUGGGUUCCUUCGACAAUAGUUCAUCAUGCGCGUGCCUGUUCCUGUGGCGUAGACCCAUCAACAUUCUCUGAUGUCAUCAACCUGACCACCAGUGAUGAUGAUGAUGAUGAUGUGGAGCAGCAGGAAGUCAUCUCUCUGAUAAUGGAUGACCCAGUUGUUAUUGAUCUCACCAUUGAUGAUAAUUGA
Molecule: messenger RNA, 810 nt
Organism: Sparassis crispa
Lineage: Eukaryota; Fungi; Basidiomycota; Agaricomycetes; Polyporales; Sparassidaceae
Product: Flap endonuclease GEN 1
Exons: 2
Coding region: 1-810 (269 amino acids)
Source: RefSeq, a predicted model, not a curated record